CCCACGCGCGCAGAUUACGAAUAACAAAGUUUACGAUACCCUGCCAUGGCUAAUUCAUGUGCAUGGUCGGGAGUGAGAAAAGGUGCAUGGUCUGAAGAAGAAGAUAAUCUUUUGAGGAAGUGCAUUCAGAAAUAUGGUGAAGGAAAAUGGCAUCUUAUUCCCUUUAGAGCUGGGUUGAAUAGGUGCAGAAAAAGUUGCAGAUUAAGAUGGCUGAACUAUCUCUGUCCAGAUAUAAAGAGAGGCGACUUCAAAUUGGAUGAAGUGGAUCUAAUUCUGCGCCUCCAUAAGCUCUUAGGCAACAGGUGGUCGCUUAUUGCCGGAAGAAUUCCAGGAAGAACAGCAAACGAUGUGAAGAAUUACUGGAACACCCAUAUUCAGAAAAAGGUAUUUGCCAUGGCAGCCGCUUCAUCCGAUAAUUGGAAGGGCAAAGCCACAGAAAUGAGGGAAAACACCGUUGUUAGGCCUCGACCUCGGAGAUUAUCUCGGACGCCAUUGACCGGAAAAGCUGCCGCCGUUACUUGUGAUGCUCAAAUCCAAGGACAUAAGAUACCAACAUCGGAGUUGGUAAUGGAAAAUUUGCAACAAAACAACACAAUCACGUCAGAAUUAGAAACAACAACGUCAAACGACAGAUUGCAGUGGUGGGAGGAUUUUCUCUUCGACAAUGAAGGAAAUACUUGCAUGAACCAAGGACAAGUUUGUUGGGCUAACUUUCCAACUGAUAUGGACCUUUCCGAACUUUUAAGCUAAUCCAACAUUGAAUCUUUAGAUUCAGUCGUGUACGAAAUCUUUAUAUCAAUUUU
Molecule: messenger RNA, 803 nt
Organism: Ipomoea triloba (trilobed morning glory)
Lineage: Eukaryota; Viridiplantae; Streptophyta; Magnoliopsida; Solanales; Convolvulaceae
Product: transcription factor MYB75-like
Exons: 3
Coding region: 46-750 (234 amino acids)
Source: RefSeq, a predicted model, not a curated record